This is a messenger RNA of Pleuronectes platessa (European plaice), 1670 nucleotides long. RefSeq names its product eva-1 homolog A (C. elegans) (gene eva1ab). The coding region runs from base 196 to 765 and encodes 189 amino acids. The record is from RefSeq and is a predicted model, not a curated record. NCBI's taxonomy places the organism in Eukaryota, Metazoa, Chordata, Actinopteri, Pleuronectiformes, Pleuronectidae. The transcript is spliced from 4 exons.
GGAGGAAAAACAGGAGGAAGAGGGGGAAGGAGAGGGGGAGAAGAGUUGAGGGGUGGUGGGGAAGAGGAAGAUGAGGAGAUGAGGAAGACACUCUAGAUGGGAUCUUGCAUCAAUGAAAUCUCAAACCCAGAGUCCAGGGGAGACAUGAGGAAGGAACCACACUGACCUCUGCCAGAGAACACAACACAGUAAAUCAUGAGCGCUCCAAUAACAACAAGCCCAAAUAUGGUGGGCUCCCAGGAGAUGGCACUACUUAGCAACCUGAUGGCAGCCUACACUUUCAUUGCAGACCAACCUGAGCGGACAGCCCUGGUGUUUCUGGGUGGUGUGUGUGCCGGCCUCCUCGUCACACUCUGUGCCAUCGUCUUCCAGAUACACUGUCGAGCAGACUGUAACUACGGAAACAGUAACCACCCUCACCAUCGCCACAGGAGCAGGCACCAUCACCGUCACCACCACCAUCACAGCUGUCCCCGGCAUCAGCCCGGCAACAUUAACCGAGACAGCACUGCUGUUGUUGCGUCUGGAGGGGCCGGGCCUGUGGGGGACAGUGAGUCAGAGGACUGGGACGACCCGUCUGACCCGUCGGCACGACGACGCAGACGCUUUGAGAGAGCUCUUCUGCAUGCCAGCAUGUUCACAUCGGCUGAGGAGUUGGACCGAGACCAGCGGCUAGAACAGCGGGAAAGGAUUCUCCGAGAGAUCUGGAUGAACGGACAACCUGACAUCAGCACAGUCACUCAGAGCCUCAACAGAUAUUACUGACACAUGAUCAGUCUGGAGGACAUGAAGAUGCACAGGUGGAUACAAGAUGGAAUAAAAGUUAAACAAACAAAGUAAUAAACAACUGGUUGAAGCAGUCAUCUACAGUAAAAACAACAGGAACAACACACGAGUUGUGAUGAUUCAGUCCAACAACACAGGACGACUUGGAGGUGACUGGAAGAAAAUCCAAUGCGUAAAAACACAACGGGACGUAUUGGAAAGACCAUGGAUUCUCAGGACUGUUUUUAACACAAAGAAUGAAAAGAACUGGGAGAAAUACCAAAACCAUGUGAAACUACUGCCAUAAUGAUACCAUCAUUGAAAAUUGCACAAAGGAUUAGAUAACUAUUCAACUAUUUAAUCGGAGGCUUUUUAAGAAAACAAGGAGUUUGUACAGAGGAGGAAUAAGAGGCAUUGUGGAGGUUGCAGCUCUGCAGCUUUUAAUGAGAGUACAGAUUCAAAUAUUCAUGAUACUGUGUUGUUGCACUUUUCUCAGCUCACCCUGUGUUUUUAAAAAUGUUAUAAUCAUGAGCUGCUACUGGAACCCCUUUGUAAGGUUAAAUAGAAGGGAGGUAAACUUCAUCUCCAUGCCAGGAAGGAUAUUACACAUGCUGGUGCUUUAACUGCUGCAACUUUUCAUCCCUUACCAACCCGAUGAAUGCACAUUAACAGGAGGUUGUUGAAAGAAAGGAAUGGGGAUACGGGACCAAGGAGCCGGCCUACAGCUUGUGUGUAGGUUGUAUCUGUAGCUUAUCAGCUGUAGGUGUUGUUUAGGACAGCAGGUCAUCAUAUCAGAAAAGAUCAUGCUGCCUUAUUUUAUUUGUCUCCUGUCUUAAAGAGCUGAAAAUGUGAAUACAUGUUUUAUUCAAGGAUUUUAUGAACACUGUUUUCAGUACAUAUUAUUG